Hemibagrus wyckioides is the source of this 1458-nucleotide messenger RNA. It is a transcript of the gene eef1a1l3, whose product is annotated as eukaryotic translation elongation factor 1 alpha 1, like 3. The record is from RefSeq and is a predicted model, not a curated record. Gene Ontology annotation, molecular function: GTP binding; GTPase activity; translation elongation factor activity. The coding region runs from base 73 to 1449 and encodes 458 amino acids. Gene Ontology annotation, biological process: translational elongation; translation. Lineage: Eukaryota; Metazoa; Chordata; Actinopteri; Siluriformes; Bagridae. The transcript is spliced from 7 exons.
GUAAACGCUCGACGACUUUAACGGUUUAAUUUGAUGUACUUUUUUUGCGCUACGAAUUGAACAAACUCUGAUAUGGGAAAAGAGAAGAUACACAUCAACCUUGUUAUCAUAGGUCAUGUUGACAGUGGAAAGUCAACCACCACUGGCCACCUUGUUUAUAAAUGUGGUGGUGUUGACCCAAGAACUCUGGAGAAGUAUGAGAAGGCUGCAGCCCAGAUGGGGAAGGGUUCCUUCAAGUUUGCAUGGGUUCUUGACAAGCUUAAGGCAGAACGCGAGCGUGGCAUCACCAUUGACAUUUCCUUGUUGAAGUUCAACACUCAGAAGUAUGUGUUCACAAUAAUUGAUGCACCUGGUCACCGUGACUUCAUUAAAAAUAUGAUCACAGGAACGUCACAGGCUGAUGCUGCUCUGCUGGUUGUGUCUGCAGCAAAGGGCGAGUUUGAGGCUGGAAUAUCCCGCAAUGGUCAGACAAGGGAGCAUGUCUUGCUGGCCUACACCCUAGGAGUCAAACAGCUGGUUGUAUGCAUCAACAAAAUGGACCUCACUGAGCCGCCUUUCAGCCAGAAACGUUAUGAGGAGGUGGUGAAAAAUGUAACCGUUUUUAUCAAGAAGAUUGGUUAUGACCCAGCUGCAGUGCCCUUUGUUCCUCUAUCUGGUUGGUGUGGUGACAACAUGCUUGCACCUUCACAGAAGAUGUCUUGGUUUAAGGGAUGGAAGAUCAAGAGAAAAGAUGGCUUUUCAACUGGCAAGACCCUAUUGGAAGUGCUGGACUCCUUGUAUCCACCAGUGCGCACUGCCACCAAACCUCUUCGUCUACCACUUCAGGAUGUAUAUAAAAUUGGAGGAGUUGGUACAGUUCCUGUGGGUAAAAUUGAAACUGGGAUUCUGAAGCCUGGGAUGGUUUUGACCUUUUCGCCAGCUAAGCUGACUGCAGAGGUUAAAUCCAUUGAGAUGCAUCACCAGGGGCUGCAGACAGCUCUUCCUGGCCAUAAUGUGGGCUUCAACAUCAAGAAUGUCGCAGUCAAGAACUUGAGACGUGGAGAUGUGGCUGGUAAUGCCCAGCAAGACCCACCAUCUGACGUCAGCAGCUUUAUUGCUCAGGUUAUUAUUCUUAAUCACCCUGGCAAAAUCAAAAGUGGUUACUCUCCUGUGCUGGACUGCCAUACCACCCAUGUCACAUGUAGCUUUGCAGAGCUGCAGGAGAAACUUGAUCGUCGUACAGGGAAGAAACUGGAAGACCUGCCUCCUUUCUUGGUCUCUGGAGAUGCUGCCACGGUCAAAUUUGUUCCCAUCAAACCCCUCUGUGUAGAGAGCUUCUUCAGUUAUCCACCUUUAGGGCGGUUUGCUGCAAGGGACCUGAAGCAGACUGUUGCAGUUGGGGUGAUCAAAUCUGUGGAGAAAGUGGACCAAGCAAGAAGGACUGCACAAAAAGUUCAAGUAUUAAAAUGAGUUGAUCAU